Molecule: messenger RNA, 1985 nt
Organism: Phoenix dactylifera (date palm)
Lineage: Eukaryota; Viridiplantae; Streptophyta; Magnoliopsida; Arecales; Arecaceae
Product: ribose-phosphate pyrophosphokinase 4
Biological process (GO): purine nucleotide biosynthetic process; 5-phosphoribose 1-diphosphate biosynthetic process
Cellular component (GO): ribose phosphate diphosphokinase complex; cytoplasm
Molecular function (GO): magnesium ion binding
Source: RefSeq, a predicted model, not a curated record
CUGUCUCCUUUCAAAAACCAAAAACAAAAAAAAAAGACUAUUUCGCCGUCGUAGGCGGAGAAAGAUGGGGGCGGCGGCGGCGGCGGCGGCUCCUCCGGCUCCCUCUUGGGGAAGCCCAAAACCUAACGCUAGCCCUAACCCUAGAUUCUACAAGCCCAAAUUCGUCGGAGCUCGAUCCUUGGCCCUCCCGAAGCGGAGCAGCAGCGGGUUCCGAUCGGAGCUCACGAGCCCUGAUCUCUCGCCAGGGAGAAGCGGAGCGACCGUCCACGUCUCCCGGAGCUCCCCUUCAUGUCUAAUGGCGGCCUCGGCGACGGUGGCUUCCUCCGUCGCCUUGCCUCCGAAGAGGUCGCGGAAGAAUGUUCUCCUCUUCUAUUGCGAGGAAAUGAGGGAGCUGGCCGAGCGCGUCGCCUCGGAGAUCGACGCCGUCGAGCUCCGCAGCAUCAGUUGGAGGGCAUUUGAGGAUGGAUUUCCCAACCUAUUCAUCUCAAAUGCUCAUGGCAUUCGUGGGCAGCAUGUAGCCUUUUUGGCCUCAUUUAGCUCCCCUGGAGUAAUUUUUGAGCAACUAUCUAUUAUCUAUGCAUUGCCCAGGUUGUUCAUCUCCUCAUUUACAGUUGUGCUUCCCUUCUUCCCAACUGGGUCUUAUGAGCGUAUGGAGGAGGAAGGAGAUGUAGCAACAGCCUUCACUCUUGCUAGAAUAUUAUCAAAUAUACCAAUAUCAAGAGGUGGACCGACUAGUUUAGUCAUAUUUGAUAUUCAUGCCUUACAGGAGAGAUUUUACUUUGGAGAUUAUGUCUUACCAUGCUUUGAGAGUGGCAUUCCUUUGCUUAAAAACAGGCUUCAGCAGCUACCUGAUUCUGAAAAUAUUUGUAUUGCUUUUCCAGAUGAUGGCUCAUGGAAGAGAUUUCAUAAGCAACUUCAGCAUUUCCCAGUGAUUAUCUGUAACAAAGUUAGGGAAGGUGACCAACGAUUUGUUCGUCUCAAGGAGGGAGAUCCCAAAGGCCGCCAUGUUGUGAUAGUUGAUGACUUGGUGCAAUCAGGCAGUACUCUGAUUGAGUGCCAGAAAGUAUUGGCAGCUCAUGGAGCAGCAAAAGUCAGUGCUUAUGUGACUCAUGGUAUCUUCCCUAAUAGAUCAUGGGAGCGAUUUCAGUAUGAUAAUGGAGUGGGUCCAGAGAAUGGGUUGAGCAACUUCUGGAUUACUGAUUCAUGUCCGCUUACCGUGAAGGAGGUGAAAAAUAGACCUCCCUUUGAAGUCCUCAGCCUUGCCAGUGCUAUAGCUGUUGCCCUUCAGAUAUAGAUCUAUCUAUCUUUCAGUAGAGUUUUAUCAGCCUGAUUAAACUCUCUUUGUUUUGUUUUUGACUGUGUCAUUUUUUUAAUCGAACCUUUUGUUGUUUGGGAGUUGAAUUUCCUUCAGCCACGGUACCGGUUUAUUACGGGUCCUCUGAGUGGUGGUAUGGGCUUCUUGGACAAAAACGGUGAGUUUGUUCUCGUGCGAUCCCACUGAGCAACGUUGGUGGUGGUGCGAUCCAGGCUACCAUCCGCUUUUCCAGCUGUUGAAUAUGUGUUGGUAUUUGGACACGAGGUCCGGGAUAAGCGGGUUUGUGCAGGGCCUGGCGUGGCAAACAUUAGUCGCGGUAUGUUGCCGGGGGCUCUUUUUGAGUCCAACAUAGAGGUAGGAAAAGACUAGCCAGUGAUUCAUGCAGACCCUGCAGCUCUUGCUGCUACAUAAUUGUUUAGCAUGUCAAGAUCGAGGCAUUAUUGGCUGGCCUAUAAUUGUUUAGCUUGCCAGGAUGGAGACAGUGACUGGGCUAUUUUGGGCCUACAAGAGCUAGAACUCAUAGUUUGUUCGGAGUAGAGCUGAAAUCAGAUCGGAUAUAAAUCUGAUACUAGGUUAUCUAUAUUUAUAUUUGUUUUGUUUGAUGAAUGUAGAUACAUAUAUAAAUGUUAGUCGGAUACACAAAUUUAUAUUCAUGUUUAUUUUAGAUGGA